Molecule: messenger RNA, 1337 nt
Organism: Oncorhynchus keta (chum salmon)
Lineage: Eukaryota; Metazoa; Chordata; Actinopteri; Salmoniformes; Salmonidae
Product: protein FAM107B-like
Exons: 6
Coding region: 455-859 (134 amino acids)
Source: RefSeq, a predicted model, not a curated record
AAAGAGAGGAGGAGUAUGACAUCACAAUGGCCCGCCCAUUCAGCAUUAAUCUAUAUUUUCUAUGGGUCCCGAGUGUGUAUGUGUGUGCAGUUGAACAGUUUCGAAGGAGAAAAGCAGAAUAGCAGGGAAACCUAAACGGAGAAGUGAUCUGGAGACGCACCAAUGAGGUUAAAAACCACGUUGUCCUUUUAAUUAUUAAACUAGUCCAUUUGGAGAAGUAACGUCGGGAUCGAGUUUAGAAGCGCAUGUUGUUUUUCUUACGAACGGGACAGUGAAGAAAGAAGCAGCGUACAUUUAGAAUCAGACGGUUGUUUCGCCCAUCUGUCUGCCUCCAAUCAAUCCUUAUAAACAUAGGACUGCAAGCUACAUAUUGUUACUGAAGUGGGCUAAGAUUCCCGCUUUAUCAGAUCGGUGUGUGGACACAGGUCUGUCUCUGUCUCUGGGCAGGAGUGUAAUGGCUGAGCCAGACUAUCUGGAGGGGGACUGUGAGGAGCUGAUCAAACCCAAGAAACUGUUGAACCCAGUCAAGGGCUCCAGAAACCACCAGGACCUCCAUCGAGAACUCAUGAUGAACCAAAAGAGGGGCCUAGCUCCCCAGAACAAACCAGAGCUCCAGAAGGUUCUGGAGAAGAGGAAGAGAGAGCAGGUCCUCAAGGCCCAGAGGGAGGAGCAGGAGGCCCACACCAAGAGGAGCGACCUGGAGAUAGAGCUCAUGAAGAGACAACAGAAACUAGAACAGCUUGAGUUGGACCAGCAGAAGGAUGAGGAGGAGCAGGAGAACACCCCUGAGUUUGUGAAGAUGAAGAGCAACCUGAGAAGGACCAAGCAGGAGGCCAAUGGGGAGGAACUUACCACUUAGGGAGCCAUGGGUGGUGUGUUUGUGUGUGUGGAAAAAUAGAAAGCAACUGUGUACUGUACAUAGAGGAAUGUUUGUGCAUAUGUGAGUGUGUGUGCCUGUGUGCAGAUUCAAUGGCACAUGUUAUCUGAUAUGGACUUCCUGAUUUAUCUGACCCUGUUGAGAAAGACUUAAAGACUACAGACCAAUUUGUCUGCCCACUACAGACCAGCAGUACUACAUACCUCUUUGUCUGUCCACUACAGUACUCCCCUCACCACAGUACUCGCCUCACCUCAGCCAGAGAGGAGACUUAGCCACCUGUACUCACCUCAGCCUCUCCACUCAACACACAGGGACAGAGAGGAGACUUAACAUGAACGUGCUACACGUGAAGAACAGCCAGUCAAUCUUCUGGGGAGGUCUGAUGCAGGGACCAACAGAACCAACACAGAGUUUCCAUCCCCUCUGUCUCCUGUCUUCCCCUCUGUCUCCUGUCUUA